ACAGUACAAUGAUACAACAGGGCAAUACUAAACCGACUGUGGAUGGCUGGAAGGAAGAUAAAACCCUUGGUUCUGGAGGGUUUGGUACUGUAGUUCUGUGGAAAAAUGAGGAAACAAAUGAAGCAGUUGCUAUCAAACGAUGUAGAGUUCAAAAUGAGAUGACUGACAAGCAUCGUCAGCGAUGGUCUUUGGAAGUAGAUAUUAUGAAACGCCUUGAUCAUCCAAAUGUGAUUUCUGCACGAGAAGUGCCACCAGCUUUGGAUGUGAAAGAAAAUGAACUGCCAUUGCUAGCUAUGGAGUAUUGUUCUGGAGGGGACCUCAGGAAG
Messenger RNA from Mizuhopecten yessoensis (Yesso scallop), 326 nucleotides. RefSeq names its product inhibitor of nuclear factor kappa-B kinase subunit beta-like. The record is from RefSeq and is a predicted model, not a curated record. The annotation marks the transcript as partial. Gene Ontology annotation, cellular component: cytoplasm; IkappaB kinase complex. Gene Ontology annotation, biological process: positive regulation of transcription by RNA polymerase II; tumor necrosis factor-mediated signaling pathway; peptidyl-serine phosphorylation. Gene Ontology annotation, molecular function: ATP binding; IkappaB kinase activity. The transcript is spliced from 2 exons. NCBI's taxonomy places the organism in Eukaryota, Metazoa, Mollusca, Bivalvia, Pectinida, Pectinidae.